CGUCACCGAUACGAUCCUAUAUAAGAGUCUCCAGUGCAGCUCCCCCCUCAGUGAGAACAGAACAGGUGAGAGCCAGGCAUGGAAGGGGUUAAUAAUACCAUUACUGAGAGCAGCCUGGCAUGGGAGGGGUUAAUAAUACCAUUACUGAGAGCAGCCUGGCAUGGAGGGGGUUAAUAAUACCAUUACUGAGAGCAGCCUGGCAUGGGAGGGGUUAAUAAUACCAUUACUGGGAGCAGGCUGGCAUGGAAAGGGUUAAUAAUACCAUUACUGAGAGCAGCCUGGCAUGGAGGGGGUUAAUAAUACCAUUACUGAGAGCAGCCUGGCACGGGAGGGGUUAAUAAUACCAUUACUGAGAGCAGGCUGGCAUGGAAAGGGUUAAUAAUACCAUUACUGAGAGCAGCCUGGCACGGAGGGGGUUAAUAAUACCAUUACUGAGAGCAGGCUGGCAUGGAAAGGGUUAAUAAUACCAUUACCGAGAGCAGGCUGGCAUGGAAAGGGUUAAUAAUACCAUUACUGAGAGCAGCCUGGCAUGGGAGGGGUUAAUAAUACCAUUACUGAGAGCAGCCAGGCAUGGAGGGGGUUAAUAAUACCAUUACUGAGAGCAGCCUGGCAUGGAAGGGGUUAAUAAUACCAUUACUGAGAGCAGGCUGGCAUGGGAGGGGUUAAUAAUACCAUUACUGAGAGCAGGCUGGCAUGGGAGGGGUUAAUAAUACCAUUACUGAGAGCAGCCUGGCAUGGGAGGGGUUAAUAAUACCAUUACUGAGAGCAGCCAGGCAUGGAGGGGGUUAAUAAUACCAUUACUGAGAGCAGCCUGGCAUGGAAGGGGUUUAAUAAUACCAUUACUGAGAGCAGGCUGGCAUGGAAAGGGUUAAUAAUACCAUUACUGAGAGCAGCCUGGCACGGAGGGGGUUAAUAAUACCAUUACUGAGAGCAGGCUGGCAUGGAAAGGGUUAAUAAUACCAUUACCGAGAGCAGGCUGGCAUGGAAAGGGUUAAUAAUACCAUUACUGAGAGCAGCCUGGCAUGGGAGGGGUUAAUAAUACCAUUACUGAGAGCAGCCUGGCAUGGAGGGGGUUAAUAAUACCAUUACUGAGAGCAGCCUGGCAUGGAAGGGGUUAAUAAUACCAUUACUGAGAGCAGGCUGGCAUGGGAGGGGUUAAUAAUACCAUUACUGAGAGCAGGCUGGCAUGGGAGGGGUUAAUAAUACCAUUACUGAGAGCAGCCUGGCAUGGGAGGGGUUAAUAAUACCAUUACUGAGAGCAGCCAGGCAUGGAGGGGGUUAAUAAUACCAUUACUGAGAGCAGCCUGGCAUGGAAGGGGUUAAUAAUACCAUUACUGAGAGCAGGCUGGCAUGGGAGGGGUUAAUAAUACCAUUACUGAGAGCAGGCUGGCAUGGGAGGGGUUAAUACCAUUACUGAGAGCAGCCUGGCAUGGGAGGGGUUAAUAAUACCAUUACUGAGAGCAGCCUGGCAUGGAAGGGGUUAAUAAUACCAUUACUGAGAGCAGGCUGGCAUGGAAGGGGUUAAUAAUACCAUUACUGAGAGCAGGCUGGCAUGGGAGGGGUUAAUAAUACCAUUACUGAGAGCAGCCUGGCAUGGGAGGGGUUAAUAAUACCAUUACUGAGAGCAGGCUGGCAUGGAGGGGGUUAAUAAUACCAUUACUGAGAGCAGCCUGGCAUUGAGGGGGUUAAUAAUACCAUUACUGAGAGCAGCAAGGCAUGGAAGGGGUUAAUAAUACCAUUACUGAGAGCAGCCAGGCAUGGAGGGGGUUAAUAAUACCAUUACUGAGAGCAGCCUGGCAUGGAGGGGGUUAAUAAUACCAUUACUGAGAGCAGCCUGGCAUUGAGGGGGUUAAUAAUACCAUUACUGAGAGCAGCAAGGCAUGGAAGGGGUUAAUAAUACCAUUACUGAGAGCAGCAAGGCAUGGAGGGGGUUAAUAAUACCAUUACUGAAAGGAGCCAGGCAUGGAGGGGGUUAAUAAUACCAUUACUGAGAGCAGCCAGGCAUGGAGGGGGUUAAUAAUACCAUUACUGAGAGCAGCCAGGCAUGGAGGGGGUUAAUAAUACCAUUACUGAGAGCAGGCUGGCAUGGGAGGGGUUAAUAAUACCAUUACUGAGAGCAGCCUGGCAUGGGAGGGGUUAAUAAUACCAUUACUGAGAGCAGGCUGGCAUUGAAGGGGUUAAUAAUACCAUUACUGAGAGCAGCCAGGCAUGGAGGGGGUUAAUAAUACCAUUACUGAGAGCAGCCAGGCAUGGAGGGGGUUAAUAAUACCAUUACUGAGAGCAGCCAGGCAUGGAGGGGGUUAAUAAUACCAUUACUGAGAGCAGCCCGGCAUGGAGGGGGUUAAUAAUACCAUUACUGAGAGCAGCCAGGCAUGGAGGGGGUUAAUAAUACCAUUACUGAGAGCAGCCUGGCAUGGAGGGGGUUAAUAAUACCAUUACUGAGAGCAGCAAGGCAUGGAAGGGGUUAAUAAUACCAUUACUGAGAGCAGGCUGGCAUGGGAGGGGUUAAUAAUACCAUUACUGGGAGCAGCCUGGCAUGGAAGGGGUUAAUAAUACCAUUACUGAGAGCAGCCAGGCAUGGAAGGGGAUAAUAAUACCAUUACUGAGUGCAGCCUGGCAUGGAAGGGGUUAAUACCAUUACUGAGAGCAGCAAGGCAUGGAAGGGGUUAAUAAUACCAUUACUGAGAGCCGUAUGGCAUGGAAGGGGUUAAUAAUACCAUUACUGAGAGCAGCCAGGCAUGGAAGGGGUUAAUACCAUUACUGAGAGCCGUAUGGCAUGGAAGGGGUUAAUAAUACCAUUACUAAGAGCAGACUGGCACGGAAGGGGUUAAUAAUACCAUUACUGAGAGCAGCCAGGCACGGAAGGGGUUAAUACCAUUACUGAGAGCAGCCAGGCACGGAAGGGCUUAAUAAUACCAUUGAGAGCAGACUGGCAUGGAAGGGGUUAAUAAUUCUAUUACUGGGAGCAGCCGGGCAUGGAAGGGCUAAUAAUACCAUUACUGAGAGCAGCCGGGCAUGUAAGGGGUUAAUGAGACCAUUACAGGGAGCGGCCAGCCGUGUAAGGGGUUAAUACUGUGUAUUAUACUAUGACAGGGAGCAGCCAGGUGUGUAAGGGAUUAAUACACUAUUAUACUAUUACAGAGAGCGGCAAGGAAUGUAAGUGGUUAAUACUGUGUAUUAUACUAUUACAGAGAGCGGCCAGGCGUGUAAGGGGUUAAUACUGCGUAUUAUACCAUUACAGAGAGCGGCCAGAAGUGUAAGGUGUUAAUACUGCGUGUUAUACCAUUACAGAGAGCGGCCAGACGUGUAAGGGGUUAAUACUGCGUAUUAUACUAUUACAGAGAGCGGCCAGGCAUGUAAGGGGUUAAUACGGUGUAUUAUACUAUUACAGAGAUGGGCUAGGCGUGUAAAGGGUUAUUACUGUGUAUUAUACGGUUAUCUGCUGAAACAUAACGUUUAUCUAAAAAUAUAUAAAAAUGGCAGCAAACUUUAUCCAAAGUAAUUGAAAUAAGGUGACAUUCCCAGCCACCUCGCUGCAGGGUAUCCAGCCUUGGGCCACUCACCUGUCGGAGCAAUAGUGAUCACGUUCCUCGCGUGUACUUACUGUGUGACCUACCUGUGCGGAGUGAUGGAGGCUCCCCACUGUAUAGACCCCAGAGACUGGCAGUGGGCGCUGGGGGCUUCUAGAUAGUUACAUUCAGAUUUUAUAUCGUAAUAAAUGCUCAAAUAACCAUAUCUGGCCCCCGGGAGGUUUUAUAACCAGGAUAUUCAGUAAACCUGGGCUGUUAGGAUGUCACCAGGGAAAAUAGCCGAUCUCCAAACACUGUGGAGAAAUUAUAGGGUUCUAUUAUUCUGGCCUAAUGUGUUCCUGCUAGGUUUAUUCACUAGAAGUCAAGUUGCACAAUUUGCUAUUUAUACCUAAAAGGUUGUUUUUAUUAUCCAUAAAUCUGUGCUUUCUGGCCCAUAGUCACCCAUCGUUCUCACAAGGUUAUUGCGCUACGCACUCUCUCUGCAUGUCGGCAAUGACUGCACCAACAUUAAACAUUAUGGCAGCCCCUGCUCCAAUCCAUCAAAUGGGAGCUCAGCAUGCGCACCCUCAGUCUCCCUCAUAGACCCCACAUCCUGCUCUGCAUGGAGGGAAGGGACCAGCCUCUCUGUAGUCGCCCCUGUCAGCUUGUACACGAGUUUAAUUGGUCUCUUCAUGAAUUAAACUAUUCAUUCUGAGACGUGUCCCAUAAACCGUUCGAUCAGGAGUUUAUAGAACUGGCUGAAAAUGAACACCGUGACCGCGUGGCUACAGGAAGCUGAAUGCCGUCCUUACAAUUACUUUUUAUACUUUUUAUAGGUACAGUAUGAUCAUUUAACCCAUUAAGGACCAAACUUCUGGAAUAAAAGGGAAUUAUGACAUGGAACACAUGUCGUGUCCUUAAGGGGUUAAAUUGGGAUACCCAUUAGCCAUUCAAACUAAUCCGUUAAUUUGGCUACUGGAAAAGUGUAAAUGUGACUUUUAUAAUCCACUGAUGAAGGUAAGUAAAAAUAGCGUUUAGAAAUUCUUAUUGAUUGCACAUUGAAGAGAGAUACGCUGAGAACCCCUGCUUAGUGUGUACAUUACUCACUGUAGAAGCUGCAAACACUGCAUAUGCAGCAAACCUCAUAACUGCUAUAACGAGCGCUAUAAGUGCUAUAAUAAUGUGGUGUGUUUUUUUUUUUUAACAUUAAUGCUUUUCAUGGUAGCCACCUCCAGCCUGGAAUGUCCCUUUAAACCGUAGAUCGAAAAUGUGGUUAUUGUGCAAAGUCACGGGAGUGUCAUCCCCCUCUUGUCAAUCUAAGACCUCAAUUUUAAUAUUCUAUUUCGAUUUAAUAUAAACUUUUCGAAUUUAAUGUUUUUAUAGAUUUUUUCAAUAUAUUAAUGUCAAAAUAUCAUAUAAAAUAUAUCAAAAUAUUACAAAAGUAAAAUAUUUCAUUAUAAUAAUUUUAAAAGUUUCUUAUAUAAAUGAAAUAAUUUCAAACGAUUAUCCAGCAAUAUUAAAUGGAGGCCCUAAAUUUGGUUUCGUCAAGUGGUUUAACAAACCAGGGCUGUCCCAGCACCUCAACCCAGGCUGUUCACCUUCUGCUUCUUUGAUGGUGAGCGUCCUGUUACCCGUCCAUCCUUGCAUGGCGAUGACGGGCUGUGGAGUUUGACAGAAAUGAUGGCGGCAUCCACAGUGUCUGUCACUCACUCACUGUGAGCUGCGUGCGCGGAGCCGUGCCCUGAUUUUCUGAUUGUGUUCGGUGCUGACCCGUGUUCGGUAUUGACCCUCCUUGUUAAUGGCUUUCCUCUUUCUUUACAGCCGAUCCUGCUCUACAAUGCCCCCGUCCUGGAUCGUCGUGCUUAUUGCCCUUCUUUUGCAGCCGCAAUGUGCCAGGGCGUUUUUUGGCUGGUUUUCACGGAAAUCGUCCUCAAGCCGAUCCCCUGGAGCGCACGAGGAGCCCACUCAGUCUUCUGAUCCCGGGGCCCUCCCCAGCGCCCCCUUUGAAAUGACCACAGUGGAUGAAAAGUUCCUGGCGGAGGCGAGACAUCUGGAGCUCUCACCGUUGGACAGCUGCCAUUACAAGGUAUGGCAUGGGCCUGGAAGGGUUAAACAGGUAACUUUAAUUUCCCCUUUACCGCGUUCCAAAGAAAUAUUCGGCUAAUUUGAUGAGAUUUCUAUAUAAACUGCUGACAGUGAAUUGUAGCGAAUUGAAAGCCAAAUUGCAUAUUUCAGGAUAAAAUAGCUGACUCCGAAAAAUGAUCCAUCUCUGCUUGAGUUGCACCUUAUUUUGGUUUUAAAUUUUGCACUUCAGUUUUCAACCUAGAACCAUUUGCAGCUUAGUGAAUAAAGAACUUGGUUUAACUAUUAAAUUACCCCUGUGCAUGCGCCAGCUAUUUAACCUUUCCCUGUUUCCUAUGUUCUGUGCUGCCCCCCUGAGGUCAAAACAUGCAAAGCAAACGCCACAUUUGGCAUCAUUACCAUAAAGUAGUUAUAGGACAAGCUUAGCUUUAUGGUUCAUCGCAUUGGUAUCUGAAUCACUUCCUGGUCUGGGCAGAGAUUGCUGCAAUUUCCCCAAAACAUUUCUAACUUUAGUUUAGUGUCUUUCUCGCCUAUAUUUUAUUUUUUCAUGACAAUCUAUAUAAUCCAUAAUGAAAGGGCAAUCCCAUUGUGUUCCUUUAAAUGAAACUGUUACUUUAAUGGCAGGUGGUCAGCCAGCUGCGGGCAUCCUGCACGGAGAUGUCUGAAGAAGAAAUCGCCAAGCUUGGGGUAUGUCUCUUGAAUUGCCAGGCGGAGGUGGAGGGGCGCCCGACGUACCCCUGUACGGAAGACAUGGUAAGUUACUGUUUGGCUCUCAGCUUGUAAUAUUGUGUAUCGCUUUAUUUUAUAUGGAUGGCCGUUGCUUUGACUACUUUGUCUAUUAUGUUGGCAUCUGGAUGAUGAGCAUUUUAUUCCCCCCAGCUCUCUGCGUGUAUUGGGACGGAGUAUCUGUGGCUAGGUGGGGGAGGGGGGGCUGUAGCAGUGUAUGGAUUCUGGCAAGGUCGCUAAAGCUGCAUAUCUGACCGAUGGCACUUUAAACCAGGAUGUCUGGGUUAGACUUAAAACAUGCAGCUAUGCAGUGACUGGUUAUGACUUGCUUGCCCUGGUGGUGCUUAUUGUGCCUUGCCUGGAAGAUGUCGCUGGCUUUGCAAGCAUGUCAAACAAGCGGCCCACAAUGCGUAUCUUUGUGGCCCGGCGAGCCGCGAGUUUGACAUGCUUACUAAGGCAGAGUAAGCACCUGCUCUCCCCACUUUGCAGAUACCUACUCUGCUCAAAAUGUAUCCAGCCGGGGUGGAGAGGUCACUGGACACAGCGAGGGAGCUCAGUCUUCCUGCUCCUCACUGCUUGCGUGCUCCUUCUGUAGUGAUGCAGAGGCCAGAAUAUGACUUCAUUCCGCAUCUCUAAACCACGGUGAGGGAGCAUUGAGUCGCAGGUAGGAGACCCUAGAGAGUCCACACCAGCUCCCAAAGGUUGGGAGCAAUAAAUAAAAUGGUGUGGGUGUGUGUUGUGUGUUUUGUGCCAGUGUUAUGGCGGCUGAGGGACAGUGGAGGUGCAUGGAGGCACAAACGCCACGCCACAUUUUGACGAGCCAACGUGCUCCACCUUCACAUGAUUUCAAGGAGUAAGGAGGAACAGCUUUAGCACAGGGCGGACGGGCUUAGGUGUAUACCGGAGGCUGGAGUCGCAUACCAGCAGCAGCAAUGUCAGUGGAGUCUGCUUGUUUGGUAAUAUUUUUUUUAAACAAGGGCUGGGGUUUGGUAGAGGUUUAAGUAUAGUGGGGGGGGGGGGUGUGCUGUGCUGAUUUAGUAUAGUUGGGGGGUGCUGGAUUUAGUAUAGUUGGGGAUUUAGUAUAGUUGGGGGGUGCUGCAUUUAGUAUAGUUGGGGGUGCUGGGAUUUAGUAUAGCAGUAUAGUUGGGGUGCUGGGAUUAGUAUUGGGGGUGCUGGGAUUUAGUAUAGUUGGGGUGCUGGGAUUUAGUAUAGUUGCUGGGAGUUUGGGGUGUGGGAUUUAGUUGGGGGUGCUGGGAUUUAGUAUAGUUGGGGUGCUGCUGGGAUGGUGGUAUAGUUGGGUAGGGUGCUGAUUUAGUAUAUAGUGGGGGUGCUGGGAUUUAGUAUAGUGGGGGGAUGCUGGGAUUUAGUAUAGUGGGGGGAUGCUGGAUUUAGUAUAGUUAGCUAUAGUGGGGGGAUGCUGGGAUAUAGUGGGGAUGCUGGGAUUUAGUAUAGUGAUCCAUCCAUUUAUAAAAACAAAUGUUUGGAAAAGCAAGUAUUACAGUAUUCAGUGUCCUUUAUCUUGCAAUAUUUCAUACAGUCUGAAAUGCUAGUCUAAAAUUAAAAAUUAAAUUUUUUUUGACCUGAAUGUGAUUUAAAUAUAUAAAUAAAAAUGGCCAAAACCCUGCUUAUAGGCAUUUGCAAAUGAAAAUGGCAACAGAAUUAAGUGUCUGCAAUUGAGCAAAAUGCCCACAUACAGUAAAUACAGAUAAAUCAUAUAUUUCUAAAAUAAAGAUAUAUAUAUAUAUAUAUAUAUAUAUAUAUAUAUAUAUAUAUAUAUAUAUAUAUAUAUAUAUAUAUAUAUAUAUAUAUAUAUAUAUAUAUAUACUGCAAUAGCAAUCUUAAUAUCUGGACUGCUAAUGCAAUGCUAAUAGUGAAAUGGUAGACUCCAUUCACUCCUCCACCUCCCUGACUGGUAUGACCCAGUGACACUUCCUGUACUGUUUGAAAGCAGUAACUUUACGUUCAUAUCCGUGACUUUGGACAGAUAAGUCAAUUCCUCUACAGGAUGGUGAUCAUAAAGUAUACAUGCAUGUGAAUGAGGCUUUAUGGACAAGAUUUCGUACUGCAAAAUACAUGAAAAUAAAAAAUGUUUAUAUUAGAUUCUGGUAUUAAAUGGGUUAAAGGGUUACUCCAAGCCCGCUGUAGUGGUCAUGGUGCUAGGAGUGUCCUGGCCUCGUUUCCCCGCUAUUGGGACAAACUGUUUUGUUCGGUUAACCUGCCCGGCGCUGAGGCUGAUCUAUGGCCAGUGAUGUGCUUCUGGCUUCUGCACAGCAUCAGGUGAUCACUCUCUGGCAAAUGGGCUCCUCAAUGAGGCUGCUAGAGGUGGAGAUAGAAAUGUUCAGUAUUUUGUAGCCACAUGCUGCACAUACAGAUUUCAAGUACCAUGACCACUUCAAAUCACUGAAAUGGCUAUAAUACAUGGGGUAUUCCUAUAAUGAAGGCGGACGACUUGGUAUCUGUACUAAGUACGCACAGCACCGGUAUCGUUCGUGCAGUUUUUGCUGGGUCAGGACUGCUGUCACAGGUUUUAUUUAUUAUGUUGAACAGACGCUGGCGGAAUGCACCUCAUCUAUGGAUCCAGACACCUGGAACGCCUAUCAUAUUGUCAGCAACCGUGCGCGCUCUGUGUGCUAUGCCACUCGCCAACUCCACUUCAGACGCCGCACAGAACUUACGGUCAAUACCCUGGUGUCCACCGCCAUGAGCCAGCUCGAAGCCAUGAAAAUACUGAAGGUAAUGGUCUAAUUAGUGACUCUUCAUUAACGGCAUCAUGCCAGAACUGAUUUCUUAUAAUAUUUAGUGAAAUUAAUUGAUGUUUAGUUAAGUGUCUCGAUAUCUUCCUGAUUUCACAGGAUGGACAAGAAGAGCUGAAGGAAUUGACAUCAGAGUCUCUCAAGAAAGUCGUGAGCAGUCAGAAUGAGCUGCUAGACCAACAAGAGAAGCUACAGAGCAACCAGGCCACCAUGGAGACAUCAAUCAAUGGAAACCUGGAGAUGUUGGCAGAUGAGAAGGCCCUUAUAGCCAGUGGUCAUCACUUGGUGGCUCAAAUGAUUGAAGGCAUCACCAAGAAGAUGGGUAGGAGCUGGAUUUUCAUGACCAUAAUCUUCAUGGUUUUUCACAUUAUUAAGGUGGUGGUGUUGCCAGUUAACUUUAAGUGAUAAAUUGUAUUCUAGAGAACGUGAGCACUCAGCUGGUGGUACAGGACUCGGAGCUUCAGGAAGGCCACAAGGCGAUUCUGGCUGAUCUGUCAGAGGUCCGGAGUCGAUCUCAUGAAGUCUACUCCAAAAUUGGUAGGUUCAGUGGCCAUCAUUGCAUUAAUCAAAUUCUCAAAAUGAAAAUUGGACUCCACGUAACUUAAUGUUUUUUUUUUUUUGCUUUUUGUUUUUUGUGAUUGUAAUUGCAUUGUCUCCUAGAUCAGUCCUGCUUAAGUAAUUCUUCCAGAUUUCCUCAAUAACUCACUUUUUGGGCAGCACAUGGAAAACUCUGCCCUAUGGUGUAUAUAGAAUUAAAUGAUGCACAAGGGGCAACUGCUUAAGUAUUUGGGGUCCCACCGCAGUUGCUUCUUGGGGCCCCUUGCAGCUGUUAUAGCAGAUUAGUGGUCAUGGUUUACUCUCGGUUUAGACUUAAAUGUCCCUAGCAGGCUGUACGGUCUGUUCUCUCGGUAAUUCCAGUGUUUUCUGUGUGCAGAGUUUUCCCGGAAGUGGGACCUCACAGACAGACUUGCUCCAGACCUAAGGCAGUUCCUUAGGAUUCCCUCAUUAAUAUUUCUCCCACAUGAUCAGUUUUACACCAGUAUGAGGAAUUGAUGUCACGGUCUCUCCUGUUCCAAGCUCUGACAUUAUCUUCUGAUCUCCUGCAGAGUCGAACUUGGACCUCUUCCUGUCCCACCAGAGCCAGACGGCACUGUAUUAUGACGAGCUCAUGGAGAAGCUGAACAAGAUGAAUAAAAGCCUUGGGAUGGUUCUCUUUGCUAUGGAACACAUGCAGCGGAGCGUGGAUCAGCGCCUCAGCUAUAUCCAGACAUUCAUUGGCUGGGCAGGUACCCACUAGCCGGCAGGCUUUCCCCAAGCACGUUGUAAAACCCCUGUUUGCUUCAUAUUCUACUGAUCGCAUUUCCUUCCAGGUGGAAACAUUACGGCGAUUUACACGUGUGUCCUGCACGGCGCCUAUUUCCUGCUCCUUGCACUUCUCAUGACUUUCCUGCAGACUCCUGGCUUCUCCCGAGCCGUGCUCCUCCUCCUGAUCAUCUGCAAUGCACUCUCUGAGCUUAACCACCAUGUAUCCCUCAGCUUCCGUGCUCUGACUGCCGUCCUGGUGUGCACGGUGACUGGUACGUAGGCACGGUCUGUUCCUUUACCUCCAGCCUGCAAUGCAUCCUGUGGGCAAGCAGGGAGGAGUAGAGACUUCUCAGCCAGUCUUGUUCCCCCAUUAUUAUGGACUUUGGUGCUUAUCACACAAACCCAUAGCCAGGCAUGCACAACCUUGCAUAGUUUAAGGGGCUUUGGUAGACAUUGGCACAUUGCUGCCUCAAUCAAAUACAGGAAGGUGGGAUUCAUGGUUGUUGUGUCCCUUUUACGAUGCAGCAGGUCUGUUGAACAUUUUAUCUUUUAAUCGAAGAUUCUCGUUCCAUAUUUAAGGUGAAUGGAACUCUUUAUAAACAGUGUCUCCGUUUUCCCCUCCCGCUAGCUCACUGGAUGCUGCUAAACUUUCUCCGCUGCAUUGUGAAGUUGAAAAGCAGAAAGACCUGCACCACCCUGCCGCCACCUUGCACUGCUGCCAUCACUGCGUCUGGUAAGGAGGAUAGCCGCUUCCGCUGCUCCACCCCCGAAAGGUAAACAAUCACGCAACUAAAGCAAAGAGUGAACUAUAUCCAGACACUGCAUUCCCAGAAACCAUACAUCUGCUAGCUCAAUGCUCCUUGGGAAAUGAGGUAUACUGAGCUGGGACAGCGCAGACAUGUGUACACAACACACAAGCUCCUCACACCCCAUAUCCUUAUUGUAGUUUAAGCUCAGAUCAGUGCCUGCACUCCCCAAAAUCUCCACUUCAUUUAAUUGUGCUCAGUGAUAAUAAUGGAUGGUAUUUAUGAUCUAUCUCUGGUCAUUGCAGGAAAUUGGGCUCCUACUGAAAACAGGUAAUGGUAGAUAUGGUGAGAAGUUCUGUAGACUGAUGGGAAAGGGCAGUCUGUUUCCU
This is a messenger RNA of Pelobates cultripes (western spadefoot toad), 11510 nucleotides long. The record is from the annotation of a GenBank genome assembly. Lineage: Eukaryota; Metazoa; Chordata; Amphibia; Anura; Pelobatidae.